UUAUUAUUUAUUUAUUCAUUCAUUAAGUAAAAGUGCAAAAAGUAUUAUCAUACUAUGCUUAAAACACUAAAACUACUCAUACAACUGGAUGAUAAUUCAAAUGUAAUUGUUUGCAUCUGUAUAUGGUGAAGCUGUCUUUAAUGUACUUUUUUUUUUACUGUUGGGUGUCUUAUUCCAUUAAAGUACUUCAUCAUCCAGAAGAUGAUUUAAAUGAUUUAUUAAUGAUAUGAAUCUGCAAAGUAUGAGUAAAUGUACUCAGUUACUUUCCCUGACAGACAUCUCUGCAGAGAGUAUAUUUAUUUUGUUUAAAACUCUUAAUGACACAAAAAGCCAACCUUUUUUUCUAUCAGAGCACUUAAUCUCAAACAAAUCAAUAAGAGCUGAUGUGUAGUUGUAGAUUCCCCUCCGGCUCCUUCAGUUUCAUUUCAGUUUUGUUCUGCCCUUUAAAAGCAGGAGAGGCAGAACUGAAAGUGUACUUGAACGCAGCAGCAACAGAACAAGAUGUUACUGAUCCUCACCAUGACUGCUUUGCUGUUUACAGCAUCCAUGUCGCAGAUUACUGGUUAUGGAAAUACGACAGUGGCAUAUGGACGGGAUUCCAAAUAUGGAUGUGCUGUAGCCAACCCGACAGGUGUGCAGCAGGUGACAUGGCAAAGGUUUUUCCCGGACAGGCCCAUAGAGAAUUUAGCGACGUUCAGUAAGCGGUUUGGGGAGCAUGUGAAUGAUCCCUACAGAGGGAAGGUGAUCUUCACAGAGGCGACGCUCAGCUCAUCUUCCAUCACUCUGGCCAACGUCACCUGGGCGGAUGAAAGCUGUUAUAUCUGCGUCUUCAACGUGUUUCCUGAGGCGUCCAUGAGGAAGCAGAUAUGCCUCACAGUGCAAGGAAUAUCCAGUUUUAAAACAGAAGUGCAUGCUCCCAGCAGUGACCCUGAGGAAGAGGAGGAAGAAGAGGUUGUGUUCAGCUGCUCUGCUACAGGAAAACCAGCUCCAACCAUACAGUGGGACAUCCCUUCUGAAGCCACCCACACACACCGGCAGCUGAUCACUACAGUAGCAAAUGGAGACCAGACGUUUACCAGCAGCAGCAACAUCACACUGCGACUCCCUGCUGGGAGGGAAGGACAUGUGGACUGCCUGCUGAACAGUGGAGCCAUGGGACAGAGGAGGGAGAGGAUUCCCUUUUAUUUACCUGCCAGGGAAGAGGAAGGGAAAACACAGUCCACCUCAGGGACUGCACUUGUGACUUCUGCUGUAGUUUCAGUCACUUUCAUCAUCAUCAUCAUCAUCAUCAUCGUUGUUGUUGUUGCAAUAAAGCGAACAAGGUUAAGGAGACCAGAAGAAAGGAAAAUGGGCAAUAAUGAUUUAAAUUUAGUUUUAAUGUAACCUUUAAUAGUGUUUAAUAUAAAAGCUGCAAACCAAGGAUCACAGAUAGUAUUUAAAACAUUUCUUUGUAAUUUAAUUAUUCAGCACUUUAUGCAUCAGCAAAGUUCAGGAGUGGUCAAAUGUUUACAAAAGGAUUUUUUCACUGUCUACUUUCAAGUUUAAUCCAUCACAUGUAGAAAGCACUUCGCUGUUAUUCAGGGUGAGAGUGACGGCAGCAUAGUGCAAUAUAAAAGGUUUUCAUUAACAGGAAGAUAUGAAAAACUGUUUUGGUGCAAGGUGUGCUGUGUGGGGAAGAAAGAGAAAGCAGGAAGAAAAUCACAGGAAGAAAAAUAUAUAUUAUUGUGUUAAUUUUGCAGCAAAUUUGACCUCUAAUUAAGUUGAUUAUAGAGCAAACCAGGUGAUUGUUUAAGUCAACAAUAAGAAUCUAUAUUUAUUAUAUUUAUUAAUUAUACAUCAUAUUUAACAUCAUAUAUGGCGUGUGGCGCAGUGGGUAGAGCCUUGGUGUUGGGAUAAGGGCAGCACAGGUUCAAACCCCACUGCAGUCAGCAUGUCGUUGUGUCCCUGAGACACUUCACCCCAAAUUGCUCCUGUGGGGAUUGUCCACAGUAUUGAAUAUGUAAGUCGCUUUGGAUAAAAGCGUCUAACAAGUAACAUGUAAUAAUGAUAAUAUAUGUAUGUUGCUGCUAUUUUGCACUUUUCUGGCAGUUUUGCACUUUAACGUUUCUGUCCAAAUGUUAUUUAUUGCACCACAGACAUAUUUCCUCAUAAACUGUAACUGUAGGGCUCUAUAUGUGUUAAAAAGCUAAUUGUGUGUAUUCAUUUACUGUUGCAUCACUGUUUUACACUGGAUUAUUAAACUAUUAUCUGCAAUAUG
Trematomus bernacchii (emerald rockcod) is the source of this 2257-nucleotide messenger RNA. Its product is annotated as OX-2 membrane glycoprotein-like. Gene Ontology annotation, molecular function: cell-cell adhesion mediator activity. Lineage: Eukaryota; Metazoa; Chordata; Actinopteri; Perciformes; Nototheniidae. The transcript has 6 exons. Bases 502 to 1383 code for a protein of 293 amino acids. The record is from RefSeq and is a predicted model, not a curated record.